Molecule: messenger RNA, 483 nt
Organism: Exaiptasia diaphana
Lineage: Eukaryota; Metazoa; Cnidaria; Anthozoa; Actiniaria; Aiptasiidae
Product: succinate dehydrogenase [ubiquinone] iron-sulfur subunit, mitochondrial
Biological process (GO): aerobic respiration; respiratory electron transport chain; tricarboxylic acid cycle
Cellular component (GO): mitochondrial membrane
Molecular function (GO): electron transfer activity; 2 iron, 2 sulfur cluster binding
Source: RefSeq, a predicted model, not a curated record
GACAUGCAGAAUUUCUAUGACCAAUAUACUUCUGUCCAGCCAUACCUAAUGAAGAAAGGAGAAGUAGAGUACGGCAAGGAACAGUAUUACCAAUCAAUUGAAGACAGGAAGAAACUGGCUGCUACAGCUUAAAGAAUUUUAUCAUAAUUUACUUUUGAAAUUCUUCUUGAGAGAAUCUUUCUAAAAGACAUUUGAAUUGUCUAACUAAAAAAGAAGAUAAUAUAAUUAUUAUUAGUUGAAACUGUAAUUCCUUUUUGCUGAAUACAAAUGCUUCUUUGCGAGUGCAUUAUUAGUAUUUUAYAGCCUGCGUAGCGGCUAUACUGGACAGGUCAUUUAUUUAAUAUUKUCGAACUUGUUUAUAAUUGGUAAAUAUCUCAUUUUAAAGGCUUAUGUGAAUACUGCUUGUCUGAUUUUUUAAUUGCAAUAAUAUGUCCAUCUAAAUUUUAACCUUUGAUUUGAAUAAAGAUAUUUGUUUGUUUCAAA